Dioscorea cayenensis subsp. rotundata (Guinea yam) is the source of this 1505-nucleotide messenger RNA. Its product is annotated as probable 6-phosphogluconolactonase 1. The record is from RefSeq and is a predicted model, not a curated record. NCBI's taxonomy places the organism in Eukaryota, Viridiplantae, Streptophyta, Magnoliopsida, Dioscoreales, Dioscoreaceae. Gene Ontology annotation, biological process: carbohydrate metabolic process; pentose-phosphate shunt. The coding region runs from base 441 to 1262 and encodes 273 amino acids. Gene Ontology annotation, molecular function: 6-phosphogluconolactonase activity. The transcript has 4 exons.
AGAGAGAGAGAGAGAGAGAGAGUUCUUCGCUUUUUCUUCCGCUUUGGACUUUUGGAAGUCUGUAAAAAUUGCGUCUUUUUAUGGUAUCAUUUGCAUCUCAUUUGCCCACUUGUCAAUCUUUUCUUCACUUCACUCCAUUUACACUCUGUACAAAUCUCUCAAUUACCAGUGAUUCACUGAUUCGCUCUCUAUAGAUAGAGAGUAUUAUGGUGAGAAGCCAUCGCCAUUGGAGAGAGAGAGAGAGCAGAGUUUGGGGUUUGGUGUGGAGAGGAUGGCGUGAGAUGCACGUGAGUUCCGUGUUUGUGCGCCGAUAGCUCCAAUCUAUUUUGUUUUGAUCUUUUAAAGGCUGGAAUUUGAUUAAAGGUGUGAUUUUUUAUGAUGCUUUUGCUGUCCUCUUCUCUCUUCUUAGCAUUGUAUUGGACAUUAACAAUCUGAGAAGCAUGGCUGUCUCCGGCGAUCCGAAGAGUCAAGGUGAGCUGAGAAGUUUCGACAAUUCUGAUGAACUUGCUACCAAUUUAGCUGAAUACAUUGCACAAUUAUCGGAUAUCUCGGUCAAGGAUAGAGGAGUUUUCACCAUUGCUUUAUCUGGAGGAUGUCUCAUCAAUUUGAUGGGGAAACUUUGCGAAGCGCCGUAUAGCAAGACUGUUGAUUGGACAAAAUGGUAUGUGUUUUGGGCCGAUGAACGUGCCGUCUCGAAGAAUCAUGUAGAUAGUAAUUAUAAGCUUGCAAAAGAUGGAUUUCUAUCCAAGGUGCCAGUUCUCAACAGCCACAUCUACUCAAUCAAUGACAAUGCAACAACUGAAGAUGCAGCAGAAGAGUACGAAUUCACAAUCCGGCAGCUGGUGAAGGUGCGGACAAUCGAUGUCUCAGCAAUCAGUGACUGUCCGAAGUUCGAUCUCAUCCUGCUCUGUGUGGGUGAGGACGGUCACAUUGCUUCGCUCUUCCCCGGCCACCCUGCAUUGGAGGACAAGGAUAACUGGGUCACAUUCAUUACUGACUCUCCAGUGCCACCACCGGAGAGGAUCACAUUCACUCUCCCUGUGAUCAACUCAGCCUCGAACGUAGCCUUGGUGGUUGCCGGAGAGGAGAACAAGGCCAAUGCAUUGAGCAUCAUCUUCUCUGACGAAAAUGAUGAAAUAGAUGUAUUGUCUUUGCCUGCUCAAAUGAUAAGACCGACGGACGGGGAGUUGGUGUGGUUUGUGGCAAAGGGUGUUAGUUCAGAGCCGGAUGGUAGUAACUCCGGUCAUGGUUGUCUGCCGUGACUGAGGACAAAGUCUUGCUUAUGCCGGGUGUAUCACGCAGAUACAAAUCGAUAUUGUACCAUUGAUAUGUUAUAUGGUUUUGGUACACUACAUGCGGUGUAGGCUAGAAUUUUCAAUGAUCGGAGCCGAUGUUUUUCGAGGUUUUCUAAUUUACUGAGAGUGAGAAUAGGCUUUAUGGUUGAUGAAAUUUCAAUACUACUCUUUGCAAGGCUUGAAUAUAUUUUUAAAUUGUAUUUCUUUAUA